Molecule: messenger RNA, 2175 nt
Organism: Lytechinus variegatus (green sea urchin)
Lineage: Eukaryota; Metazoa; Echinodermata; Echinoidea; Temnopleuroida; Toxopneustidae
Product: deleted in malignant brain tumors 1 protein-like
Exons: 8
Coding region: 1-2175 (724 amino acids)
Cellular component (GO): membrane
Source: RefSeq, a predicted model, not a curated record
AUGUCAAGAGUUGAGGUCUUGUAUGCUGGAUCGUGGAUGACCGUCUGUAGUGAUUGGGUUUGGGAUUUAAGGAAUGCAAGGGUAGUCUGCAGAAUACUCGGGUUGGACGGGGCGUUAGCAGCGCCUCGUUUGUCUAGGUUUGGGCAGGGAACCGGUGAUAUUAUUGGUGUCGAUUGUUACGGAACAGAAGACAGUCUGGAAGACUGCUCUUAUUUCCGUCCCUCGUGUGGGCAUCAAUACGAUGCGGGUGCCGUGUGUUAUCUAGGAGUUCGUCUGGUCGGUGGAUCAAACGAUGCUGAAGGCACAGUAGAGGUUCUGCAUGAUGGAUCAUGGGGAACUAUCUGUCAUGACCUCUGGGACCUUAGAGACGCCAGGGUGGUUUGUAGGAUGCUGGGGUUUGAUGGAGCCUUGGAGGCACCGGGGUCUGCAAGGUUUGGUCAGGGAUCUGGCCGCAUUCUUCUUGUUGACGUCGGGUGUGACGGAACAGAAGACAACCUUGCAGACUGUGCUCAUCCAGGGAUUGGAGAUUACUGUAUUCAUGCUUGGGACGCAGUUCGUCUGGUCGGUGGAUCAAACGAUGCUGAAGGCACAGUAGAGGUUCUGCAUGAUGGAUCAUGGGGUACUAUCUGUCAUGACUUCUGGGACCUGAGAGACGCCAGGGUGGUUUGUAGGAUGCUGGGGUUUGAUGGAGCCUUGGAAGCACCGGGGUCUGCAAGGUUUGGUCAGGGAUCUGGCCGCAUUCUUCUUGCUGGCGUCGGGUGUGACGGAACAGAAGACAACCUUGCAGACUGUGCUCAUCCAGGGAUUGGAGAUUAUUGUAUUCAUGCUUGGGACGCAGUUCGUCUGGUCGGUGGAUCAAACGAUGCUGAAGGCACAGUAGAGGUUCUGCAUGAUGGAUCAUGGGGAACUAUCUGUCAUAACCUCUGGGACCUUAGAGACGCCAGGGUGGUUUGUAGGAUGCUGGGGUUUGAUGGAGCCUUGGAAGCACCGAGAUCCGCGAGGUUUGGUCAGGGAUCUGGCCGCAUUCUUCUUGUUGGCGUCGGGUGUGACGGAACAGAAGACAACCUUGCAGACUGUGCUCAUCCAGGGAUUGGAGAUUACUGUAUUCAUGCUUGGGACGCAGCCCACCCGAAUCCACUCCAAGUUCGUCUGGUCGGUGGAUCAAACGAUGCUGAAGGCAGAAUAGAGGUCAUGCAUAACGGAUCCUGGGGUACUAUCUGUGAUGACUGGUGGGAUCUGAGAGACGCCAGGGUGGUUUCACACCCGAAUCCACUUCAAGUUCGUCUGGUCGGUGGAUCAAACGAUGCUGAAGGCACAGUAGAGGUUCUGCAUGAUGGAUCAUGGGGAACUAUCUGUCAUGAACUCUGGGAUCUGAGAGACGCUUGGGUGGUUUGUCGGAUGCUGGGGUUCGAUGGAGCCCUGGAGGCACCGAUAUCUGCGAGGUUUGCACACCCAAACCCAUUCCAAGUCCGUCUGGUUGGUGGAUCUAAUGAUGCUGAAGGGAGAGUAGAGGUGCUACAUGACGGAUCCUGGGGAACUAUUUGUGAUUACCUCUGGGAUCUAAGAGACGCCAGGGUGGUUUGUAGGAUGCUUGGGUACGAUGGAGCCUUGGAAGCACCAGGAUUUGCUAGGUUUGGUCCGGGAUCUGGUCGUUCUCUUCUUUAUGGCGUCGGGUGUGACGGAACAGAAGACAACCUAGCAGACUGUGCUCAUCCAGGGAUCGGCGAUUACUGUAGUCAUGCAUGGGACGCAGAAUAUAGAGAAAAUGAUCACCCACCGAUCAAGCUGUCACCGUACUUCUAUCAAGAUUUGCAUCUGAUCGGGGAAUCUAAUAAAGCAGAAGGAAGAGUUGAAAUCUUCUAUGAUGGAUCCUGGGAAACUCUCUGUGAAAACUGGUGGGACGAGAACGAUGCAAAGGUCGUCUGUGCCAUGAUGGGAUUUCAUGUGGUCGUAGACGUGACACGAUCAACCAGAUUUAGUCGAGGAUCUGGUGAUAUUUUCCGUGUGGAUUGCUGGGGUACAGUGGAAAACCUGGACGAAUGUCCGUUCGUAGGGAUUACCACUUCCUGCGAACAUCACAUGGACGCAGGUGCCAUAUGCUACUUGAGAGGUAGGAAUACUAUGAAUAAGAAUAUCAUGGCCAUUGUAGAAUUAGUCACACCAGUUUUUCUCUAA